Molecule: messenger RNA, 1503 nt
Organism: Alternaria novae-zelandiae
Lineage: Eukaryota; Fungi; Ascomycota; Dothideomycetes; Pleosporales; Pleosporaceae
Exons: 2
Coding region: 1-1503 (500 amino acids)
Biological process (GO): transmembrane transport
Molecular function (GO): transmembrane transporter activity
Source: RefSeq, a predicted model, not a curated record
AUGCAGACCCAGCCGAAUCAUUUGAGCAACGAUCAUAUCCUCACCAAAGACGAAGACGCGCCGAACAUGACAGAAGUCGAGGCAAAAAUUGCUAUUUCAAAUACAGAAACAGCUGUUCCAUACACAGUCUUCACCAAGGCCGAGCGGCGCAUGAUUACAUGGUUGAUCGGAUGCAGCAUGUUCUUCUCACCAUUUACAGCCAACAUAUACUUUCCAUGUCUUGAAGAACUCCAACACGCUGUCGGCGUCAAUGCCAGCCUGAUCAACCUUACCAUCACGACAUACCUCAUUGUUCAAGCAAUCGCACCAGCCUUCUGUGGAGACUUGGCCGACAAUCUCGGACGACGACCUGUGUACCUAAUCACUUUCGCUAUAUACGUCUGCGCGAACCUGGGUCUCGCUCUUCAGCAGAACUAUGCUGCUCUGAUGGUCCUGCGUGGCGUCCAGAGUUUCGGCUGCUCCGCAACGGUAGCCAUCGGAUACGGAGUCAUUGCCGAUGUAGCAACGCCAGCUACUCGAGGAAGCAUGUUAGGGCCUGCAAUGAUUGCGACAAACCUCGGUCCAAGUAUAGGUCCUCUAGUCGGUGGUGUAAUGGCAUCAAGAACUGGAUACAGAUGGGUGUUCUGGUUGCUAGUCAUUAUUGGAGCUGCCUUUCUGGCCGUUCUAAGCCUCAUCUUCCCUGAGACUGGGCGCAAAGUCGUGGGAAACGGCAGUAUUCCAGCACCCAAAUGGAACAUGCCUUUGUUGCAGUCAAGCCGGCAGCAACAGCUAGAAGCAUGUACAGUACAGAGGGCUUGGAAGAAGAGAAGCCUCAUACCCAACCCCUUCCAAGCUCUGCUGGUUUGUUUUCACCGAGACACCGCUGCAGUCCUUUCAAUUAGUGCCGUCUACUACGCCGCUUACUACUGCAUCCAAGCAUCCAUCCCCGCCAUCUUCACGGAAAUCUACGGUCUCGAUGAGCUCCAGGUUGGUCUAUGCUACUUUUCUAUAGGGACUGGUGUCAUCCUUGGUGGUUACAUUAAUGGGAAACUAAUGGACUACAACUACCGCUUUACAGCCAAGGCGAAUAACAUCACGGUCGACAAGGUCGCUGGUGACGACCUGGUCAAAUUUCCCAUCGAGAAGGCACGCUCUCGGUUGUCGUGGCUUCUGAUCCCGACAUCGACUGCAGUCAUUGUGGGGUAUGGAUGGGUCUUGCGCGAAGAAAUUACGCACAACACCCUCAUUGUGGACAUUUCUCCGCAGAACACAAGCACUGCCGCUGCAGCAGGUAACAUCACACGAUGCGCUCUUUCAGCAGCAGCUGUUGCCGCCAUGCAGCCUCUUCUGGAAGUGAUGGGCAAGGGCUGGUUCUUCACGGCUCUCGCCGCAAUCUCUGGUAUACUCAGUGCCAUCUCAACAAUCUUCAUUCGACUCAGAGGUAUGGCGUGGCGCAAUGAACGGCAAGCACGUGAGCAAGACGGAUGUAUGCAAGGAAUGGCGCACAGAACUGAGGGAAAGUGA